AGCCAGGGAAUAGUAUUGAGAAAGAGGUUCUGAUCCUAUUUGAGACGAUGGCUUGUGGCUUAAGCAAGAGCCUUGGCUUCUCUUCCUCGUUGAAGAAGCAGCAAGAAGGCAUAGUGACCAUCCUUGGUGGCAUUUCGUCGAACACUUCAUCUGCACCUUCGCUCAGGCGGACUUUUCCUAUGAAGAAGCUCCAUGCCUCCUCCGUCGCUGACGAAGAGGAAGGAUCAAGAUCUGGGUUCGACAUUUGGGCUCAGAUUCAAGAAGUCAAGAAUCAGACCAAGGAGGAGAUCGAGCCGGACCAAACCGAUGUAUGGAGCUCGAUCUUAUCCGACAAGAAGAAGGCGGAGUCGAGUAACGACGCGGUUCCUCCGCCGUACGUUCAUCCUCUGGUGAAACGCGCCAGCUCCUUGAGCGAGAAAAGCCUCGAGAUUUGCACUGAGAGUCUCGGAUCCGAGACGGGUUGCGAAGGAUUCGCUUCGUAUGCAGAUGCUGAGAUCGAAAAAGUGGAGGCGGAUCUCGUUCUCAACGUUACAGUAACCAUGGAGGAAGAAGAAGCAAUCACGGUUCCAAAUCUCACACCAUGCAUGGAGCUGCCACGAGGUUCGUUUCCUCCUCCGAUUCGUUCUCUCUCGAGCCAAUCUGGUUCAGCUCUGCACAUGAAAACUCGCCGCGACAAUGGCCGAUUGGUUCUGGAGGCUGUCUCGAUGCCGUCGCACAACAACUUCUCCGCCAAGCGCCAAGACGGGCGGCUCCUCCUAACUUUUGCGGGAAUCAGCGACGAACCCGAUUGUGAAAUUGACAUCGUUAGCGACGAAGAAGACGAAACUGAUGAGCUUCAGUGGUCCGACGAAGAAGAAGAAGAAGAAGAGGAGGAAGUGGUACAAGACGAGUUUGCGUACAAGCCCAGUGAGCUUAUGUAUAAGCUGGCACCAAAGCCCAUUGGGCCUAUUACUGUCCAUAGGUUGGCCCAUAAGCCUAUUGGUGUACCAAAAACAAACUCGAGAUGGGAUGAGUUAGAAACGAAAACGGAUCUGUCGACGCCGGUAGUCCACUCUCUGCCACCAAGACCAAGGGUGGCUCAGCUCGCUCGGUCAAUGAAGCCACCGUCUACGGUGGACGACACCGUAGGAGCCGCUUGCUUCAACACAUGUGACUACUCUUGGAAGCUCAAUAACACUGAAACUUUGGGCCGCAACACAAAAACCCAAAACUAUAUCAACAAAUCAAUCGGUGUAGGAAAUGACGGUUGGAUAAAUGGUUGCAAGGAACGAAGGAGGUCUUUGCUGUCCGUCGAGCCUUUCUGCAUUGCAACUUCAUAAAUUUAAGAUACCCUACCAAUGAGUAAUUUACAAGAAGCAUAAGCAUAUGAUAUAUCUAUCUAUUGUGUAUAUAUAUGCGAGUAUGUACACUCGAAUAUAUAUGCAUAUUAACCCAAAUAAUUGUCGUUGUUGCUGUUGGUUUUUCUAAAGAAAGUGAGAGGAAUGAAGAUUAUUAGAAAGUAAAUUUAUUGUUUCUAAAUGAGGUUAAUGACCUCGUUGGAGAAAGAAAUAUUUCUGAAGAGUGUUAUGUUUUGUACAAAACUUUUAUUUUUCGUCAGAAAAAAGAAAAAACUUUUGUUGUUC
Molecule: messenger RNA, 1622 nt
Organism: Brassica napus (rape)
Lineage: Eukaryota; Viridiplantae; Streptophyta; Magnoliopsida; Brassicales; Brassicaceae
Product: protein FAF-like, chloroplastic
Source: RefSeq, a predicted model, not a curated record